UGCAGUUGGGGUUAUGAAAAGUCAGGAAUAAUUUCGAGGCUGUAGUAACUUUGUGUUACAAAUUAGCGCAGGGAUUGAGAUAAGCUGAUAAAGAUUUUCUCCCGAUGCACAACUUUCUUCGCUGGACCGUUACUGGGACGUUUUUGAACAUUAAACACCACAAUGUCGUCUGUAGUUAAAAAAAGGAAGAUUACUAAAGAUGUUGCAUCUGGAGAUGUACCAAAGACGACGAAAACAGUAGAGCCAGCAGCUUCGACGAGGAGUAGCAGCUCCCCCACACCUGAAGCCUCCGAGAAGGCGGGCGAUGUAGAAGUCGACGCAGAAGAUGUUGCGCCCAAGACAUUCAAAGACCUCGGAGUCAUUGACUCGUUAUGCGAAGCCUGCGAAUCCCUUGGGUACAAGAGCCCAACCCCAAUCCAGCAAGAAUCGAUCCCCCCCGCCUUAGCUGGACGCGAUCUCAUCGGCCUCGCAGAGACUGGUAGUGGAAAGACAGCGGCAUUUGCUCUGCCAAUUCUACAGGCUCUGCUAGAUAAACCGCAGCCUCUGUUUGGGCUUGUUCUCGCCCCGACCCGUGAACUGGCAUACCAGAUUUCCAAGUCCUUCGAGGGCCUGGGGAUUCUCAUCUCAGUCCGAUGCGCCGUCAUAGUCGGUGGCAUGGACAUGGUUACCCAAUCCAUAGCACUAGGCAAGAAGCCACAUAUCAUCGUUGCGACACCCGGUCGUCUCCUUGACCACCUGGAGAACACCAAAGGCUUCUCUCUCCGCGCCCUAAAGUACCUCGUCAUGGACGAAGCCGACCGUCUCCUCGACCUCGACUUCGGCCCAAUCCUCGACAAGAUCCUCAAAGUCCUCCCCCGGGAGCGCCGCACCUACCUCUUCUCCGCCACCAUGUCCUCCAAAGUCGAGUCUCUCCAGCGCGCCUCCCUCCGCGACCCCCUCCGCGUGCAAAUCAGCACCAACAAGUACCAAACUGUCUCGACCCUCCUCCAGAGCUACCUCUUCAUCCCCCAUCCCCACAAGGACACCUACCUCAUCUACCUCCUCAACGACUUCGCCGGCCAGUCCGCCAUCGUCUUCACCCGCACCGUGAACGAGACGCAGCGCCUCGCUAUCCUGCUGCGCACCCUCGGCUUCGGCGCCAUCCCGCUGCACGGCCAGCUGUCGCAGUCGGCGCGUCUGGGCGCACUUAACAAGUUCCGCGCUGGAUCGCGCGAGAUUCUCGUUGCGACUGAUGUUGCGGCGCGUGGUCUUGAUAUUCCGUCAGUUGAUGUCGUGCUGAACUACGAUCUUCCACCUGAUAGCAAGACGUAUAUCCAUCGUGUGGGUCGUACAGCGCGUGCGGGGAAGUCGGGUCAUGCGAUUAGUAUCGUUACGCAGUAUGAUGUGGAGAUCUGGUUGAGGAUCGAGGCGGCGUUGGGGAUGAAGCAGAAUGAGUAUAAGUAUGUUAAGGAUGAGGUUAUGGUGUUUAAGGCGAGGGUGGAGGAGGCACAGAGGCAUGCGAGGAACGAGAUGAAGAAUCUACAUGAGGAUCGUGGGAAUAAGGGAGCUGUGCUGAAGGGAAGGAGACCGGCGAAGCCUGGGAAGAGAGGGAGAGAUGAGAUGGAUAAGGAGGAGGGUUAAAUUAAAGCUGAAAAUAGGGCUGGGUCUGGGAUGUGGAGUAU
Messenger RNA from Pseudogymnoascus destructans, 1661 nucleotides. RefSeq names its product ribosomal RNA processing protein (gene RRP3). Lineage: Eukaryota; Fungi; Ascomycota; Leotiomycetes; Thelebolales; Thelebolaceae. The record is from RefSeq and is a predicted model, not a curated record. Gene Ontology annotation, molecular function: nucleic acid binding; ATP binding; RNA helicase activity. Bases 163 to 1620 code for a protein of 485 amino acids. The transcript is spliced from 2 exons.